Molecule: messenger RNA, 2223 nt
Organism: Phaeodactylum tricornutum CCAP 1055/1
Lineage: Eukaryota; Bacillariophyta; Bacillariophyceae; Surirellales; Neidiaceae
Exons: 1
Coding region: 1-2223 (740 amino acids)
Source: RefSeq, a predicted model, not a curated record
AUGAAGGAUAGUGCAUCCUCGGAAAGUUCCAAGGCUACUAUCGGCGUUACUCUUAGCAACGCUAUACCGAGUGAUGCGUCGUCACGAGCCCGUUCCAUUCUGGGCUCCAUGAAGGAGCACCGGGAAACGUUUUCACGGGUCGUACACCAUGGACAUUCCAGCCAUGGCGAUGAUUUCCGUAUGGCCUCAGCUGUGUCGUUGUCACCCAGUAAUCCAUUUUCGUCAAAGUCUGAAGAUACCAUGCUGACGAUUGCGCAGCAACUAAACGAUUCCUUGAACGAUAGGCGGCAGCGACUGUCUCGAGUUUCGGGUAUCGAUGUCGGUAACAAAACAACUACAGUCGACAGCGCCGCUGGAGAGAACGUGCGUACAGCUCCGACAUCCCCAGUGAGUCAACGUUCGGGACACACGGUUGCAACGGAAGAAUCCACGGUGGCAACGGGAACUUCGUCACCUGGACAGUCGUCCUUCGAUCCGUCGUAUGCGACAACCCAGCCUCCCGAUUCUCCGACACAACAGCAGCAGAGACUUGGAAUAGUUCAGUCUCGGGAACCCGUUGCGAUUGCCUCCACUGCGCAAUUGCCAUCGAACGAGGAAGUUGAGAAUCCUGAUAUUCUAGAGAAUGCGGACGUCCACGAGAAACAUGGCGGUUCCGACAGCAAGGCAGCUUGUGAAUCGGUAUCUACCGUCGACGUUAGCUUCGGUCCGGAGACGCAGUUUCGGCAUGUUCGCAGCUCCAAGUCGUUUGGUGACAGUGCGCUAGAAAGUCGUAAUGCUUCCGUUCCUCGAUCCAUCAUCACAACAAGCUCCUCGUUUGGUCAUUUUUCAUUUUCAUCGUCUCCGUAUGUAACGGACAAGACUACAUCCAAGCAGGAGACUGAUUUGCGUUUCUCUCCUUUGCCCCGGCUGUGUCAUAUACUUCCUGCGUCUAUACCCCCAGUGCCAUUGGAGGAUCCACUUUGGGCAGCAGUCGAUGAUUGUGCGUCUCCCUUGCUGCGUGGAUCCAAUCGAACGAACGACAAUUUGGAUAACACCGCUGGACAAACGGGCAAUAUUCAAGGCUCAUAUGCCACGCUCUACCCUAAUCAAAUUGAAGCUGAUGCUUGUAUUGAUGAAAUACACUCAGCUUCGCAGCGCUUGCAAUACGCAUCAGAUGAUGACAAUCAUCCGGCGCAAGGUGAAGCCGAGUACUCGCAGCAAUCGGCAGCCCGAACGUUACGCAGACCACACGAACUCGAAAAGAACGUAUGUGAUUCGACGUCUCCGGAUUACCGAGAAUUGCUCAACAUUUCAGUCGUUGAAGAGUAUGCUGACCGGCGCCGACUUCUCAAAGCCUUGCGUACCGACGACCGUCGACUAAAACAAGCUCCAACGGAGCUCACCGAUGCCUCCAACGCUGAAGAAGCAACGUCAAAUUCGGAUGCGCAUGGAAUCGGAGGGAGUUCGGAAGAAGACGAUCCUUUUAGCAGUGAAGAUUCGUCGCUGGAUUGUACUACCGACUCCGAUACAUCGGGUUGGGUCAGUAGUAGCGAUUCAAUUAACAGCGCGUUAUCGACUCGAGUCGGCAAGCGAUCAGUCGACUUUUCCUCACGGGAAGGAAAGUGCAGAGCAGAAUUGAAAGCGGACUGCGCAUCCGCCAACGUUUCGACAUCCCUGCUACUAUCUUCUAGUAACGACACGGCACAAAAAGUACCGCGGUCGGAACGGUUAAUUUGUCAAGGUGGACUGUUCUGGAUAGCUUUACGAUCCGAUUGGGAUCAGUCUCAUCCUGAUCGAAUUCAAACACUUCCCAAACCGAGCUCGGCUGACGUUCUUCACCUCUCGUCAGAUCUUCGUUGCGGCACGCAAGGAUCCAUGUAUGACCUCUGUCUGAAAUCUGGCUUCAACACGAAUGCCAAAACAUGGGAACCUGUUGAUUACGGCACGCAAGGAUCUAUAUAUGACCUCUGCCUGAAAUCCGGCUUUAGUACGAAUGCGAAAGCAACGGAACCUGCUGAAAUUCGAGAAGAGCAAUUCAACGAAGCACGAGGUGGUCUUUGGUAUUUGGCUAGUCGCUCUCCUCUCAGUAGGGACCGUCGGCUAGAGCCAUAUUCGGUUAAAGGAAAACCUCGGACAAGACCUCACGGCGCAAUCAAAAUUCAGUCUGACUACAAAACAGAUCGAGAGUGUGGAGCGAAAGGCACGCUGCAUCUAUGCAUGACGUUGCAGCUACAGGUGAAUUAA